This is a messenger RNA of Delphinapterus leucas (beluga whale), 1685 nucleotides long. RefSeq names its product snail family transcriptional repressor 1 (gene SNAI1). NCBI's taxonomy places the organism in Eukaryota, Metazoa, Chordata, Mammalia, Artiodactyla, Monodontidae. Gene Ontology annotation, molecular function: DNA-binding transcription repressor activity, RNA polymerase II-specific; RNA polymerase II cis-regulatory region sequence-specific DNA binding. Gene Ontology annotation, biological process: regulation of DNA-templated transcription. The record is from RefSeq and is a predicted model, not a curated record.
UGCACGGCCUCGCGUGUGGAGGCUUUCGGUAUCCCAGCACGACCCGGCUCCCCCCGCUGCUUCAGCCACCAUGCCGCGCUCUUUCCUCGUCAGGAAGUCCGCCUGCUCCCGCCGGAGACCCAAUUACAGUGAGCUCCACGACUCUUCUCCAGAGUUCACUUUUCAACAGCCCUACGACCAGGCCCACCUGCUGGCAGCCAUCCCGCCACCCGAGGUCCUCAAUCCCACGGCCUCACUGCCUACGCUCAUCUGGGACUCUCUCCUGGCACCCCAAGCCCAGCCGAUUGGCUGGGCCUCUCUUCUGCCCCAGGAGAUCCCCAAGGCCGUCGAGCUGACCUCCCUGUCUGACGAGGACAGCGGGAAAGGCUCCCAGCCCCCCAGCCCACCCUCACCGGCUCCUUCGUCCUUCUCUUCCACCUCAGCCUCCUCCCUGGAGGCCGAGGGUUAUGCUGCCUUCCCAGGCUUGGGCCAGUUGCCCAAGCAGCUGGCUGGGCUCUCCGUGGCCAAGGACCCCCAGUCUCGCAAGGCCUUCAACUGCAAAUACUGCAACAAGGAGUACAUCAGCCUGGGUGCCCUUAAGAUGCACAUCAGAAGCCACACGCUGCCUUGCGUCUGUAGCACCUGCGGGAAGGCCUUCUCCAGGCCCUGGCUGCUGCAGGGCCACGUCCGGACCCACACUGGCGAAAAGCCCUUCUCCUGCCCCCACUGCAGCCGCGCCUUCGCUGACCGCUCCAACCUGCGGGCCCAUCUCCAGACCCACUCGGAUGUCAAAAAGUACCAGUGCAAGACAUGCUCCAGAACCUUCUCCCGAAUGUCCCUGCUCCACAAGCACCAAGAGUCAGGCUGCUCAGGGGGGCCCCGCUGACUCUAAAGGCUCCUUGCACCUCUCCGGGCCCUACCCCAACUCCAGAAGGAAGGACCCGGCAUCCUUCUCGCUGCCACAGAGUUCCCUCCUGAGCUCCGCCUUCUGGCUGCGUUGGCCCCCCAGGACUCUGAGGAUCAUUUCCCAGUCCUCUGCUCUGAGCGCCUCACCGGGCUCUGAGGGGCGCCUUUCUUUGGACAGCUGAUGGGAGGGUGGCUUGCAGCAGAGACCCCUUCCUGGCAGCCGCUGCUCCAGAGUGUUCUGGAGUUGGCCUUUCUGCGUGGGUUUGUGUAUCCAGAGCUGUUUGGAUACAGCUGCUUUGAGCUCCAGGACAAAAGCCAGCAGACUGAUGAGAAGCUCCCACCCCACUCAGGGGACCCCAGCCUCCCCUACAGGAACCCUCAGGCCACCCCCUCCAGAAGGUGCAACUAACUAUGCAAACAUCCACCCCCAGGUGCACUCGCGGGGGUGGUCCCUGACACAAGGACAGCGUCUAGACCCCAGGAUGCCCAGGGCCUGGGCAGCUAUUUCAGCCUCCUGUUUGUCAUGGUGGCACCUGUUUCAUGGGCAAUUUAACAACGUCUCCAAAGGGACUGUGAAUAAUUGCCUUCACUUGUCCGGGGCCCAAAUGGGGUGCUUCGGCUCCACUGAUGUGUCUCCCGGAACUAUUUUCGGGGGCCCGACAGGUGGGCCCGGGAGGAAGAUGUUUACAUUUUUAAAGGUACACUGGUAUUUAUAUUGCAAGCGACAUUUUGUACUAAGGAAACGUUUUGUAUAGUUAUAUGUACGGUUUAUUGAUAUUCAAUAAAGUGGUUAAUUUAUA